AUGCAGCGGGCGCGCUGCUACCCCCGGGCAUCCCCCGGACCCCCCGCACACCCCCGGCCCCCCGCGCACCCCCGGCCGCCCACGGGGGCUCUCUGGGUGCCCUGCGGGAUUCCCGGCGGCCCCGCGGCUUUCGGCUCCCCGCCUGGAAAGGAACAGCGCCCCGGGGAAGUCCUGCUCCGCCGCCCCUAUAAAGGCGGCGCGGCCCCGCAGAGCAGCCGGAGAGCCCGGGGCACAGCCAUGGAGCAGCGAGGCACCGCCAGGGGCACCGGCACCGCCAGGGGCACCGGUACCGGUACCGGCACCGGCAGGGGCUCGGGGCGCUGGGCGCUGCUGGCCGCGCUCUGCCUGGCGCUGCCCCUGCCCGCCCCGGCGCUGCCGCCGCCCGUCCCCAGCCCGGUCCCGGAGCUCCGCCGCUCCCGGGCGCUGCUGGACGCGGCCAGAGCCUCGCUGCUCAGCCUCAAGGAACAUGGGACACUGGGAUUUGAAUGUACCCUGGAAGAGGUUGAUCUCAAAGAUAUCACUAAGGAUCAAAUCAACACGAUAAAAGCUUGCACAUCUGAGGAGCCAAGGACUGGAAACUGUCCAGUGCUGGAAAGUUCUACUUUUGAUAAGCGUAAAUGCCUGCGGGGGAUCUAUGAAGAUCUGAAAGCCUACAGGGCAGAGCUCAGCGAUCAGAAGGUGCUGACGUCCAUUGACGAGAUGAUGAAAGCCCUGCAGCCGGGCAGCCCGGGCGCGCUGCAGCCGCCGCCCAGCGCGGCGCUGACCUCCUUCAAGGACCGCAUGAGGCUCUGCGGCGUCCUGCACGCCUUCCACAUCCGCGCCGUCACCAUCGACAGGAUGAUGAACUACCUGAGCGCCCUGUGAGCGCCCCAGGCAGCGCCCGAAGCCGCCUUGGAGCGUUGCAGGAAGAAGACAUGGUGCGGUGGGUGUCCUGCGGCUUGGCUGGGGGCUUUGUAGGAAGCAAGCACGUCCCAUUUUACCGAGUUUCUUAUAAGGCGUGUUUUAGUGAGCUAUUGCCAGUGCCUUUUAAGCUAUCUUGUUAAAUUUCUACACUUCUAGACAAUAAGCUAUAUCAUGCGAUAAUGUUCUCAGACCACCGAACACUCAGCUGUUACCUGUCUUAAAUGUUUUAUUUAUUCAGGUUUCAGAAACUGAAACGUAUUUAUAAUAUUCCUGAUUUAUUUAUUAUGAAGUUCCUUAUUUAUUCUAUUUAUUGCCUAAUAAAAUUACA
Molecule: messenger RNA, 1231 nt
Organism: Cygnus olor (mute swan)
Lineage: Eukaryota; Metazoa; Chordata; Aves; Anseriformes; Anatidae
Gene: IL12A
Product: interleukin 12A
Exons: 5
Coding region: 1-864 (287 amino acids)
Biological process (GO): immune response
Cellular component (GO): extracellular region
Molecular function (GO): growth factor activity; interleukin-12 receptor binding
Source: RefSeq, a predicted model, not a curated record